Molecule: messenger RNA, 1118 nt
Organism: Mucor mucedo
Lineage: Eukaryota; Fungi; Mucoromycota; Mucoromycetes; Mucorales; Mucoraceae
Exons: 5
Coding region: 203-970 (255 amino acids)
Source: RefSeq, a predicted model, not a curated record
CCUUCACAACAAUGUUGCUAUGUCUUGUUGGAUUUACAAACAACUCAACUCUCUUGUCUCCAAAUAACUUAUACUCCCUUUUAAAAAAAUAAAGUAAAUUUGGGGGAGGAAGGAGUUAAACUUUACCCCGAAUCUGUAAAAAAAGAUUUUUUAUUUGUGGAUCCCCGAUCUCUCUUUUUCUUCCUUCUUGUUAAACAUAUAAAUGGUAAAUAGAUACUUGCUGGAACAGGUAUUUAGUUACUUUGGUCUUGUUUUCUGGUCUUUACAAUUAGCUCCCCAAGCAUGGAAAACAUAUAGAAGAGGCACCUCUACAGGUGUUUCUGUUUGGACAAUGUUUAUUUGGACUUUUGCAGGCCUAUUUAUGGGCGUUUACAAUAUUGGUUUGAAUGUUGCUCUCGCACUAUGGAUACAACCUCAACUCUUCACCUUUAUUGCUCUUAUCUGUCUCAUGCAAGAAUUUCGUUACCAACACGAAUGGUCUAAGACAAAGACCGCUGCAGGAUUUGUCGUCUGUUGUCUCGUCAUUGGUGCCUUAGAGGCAGGUUUUAUCUUUGCCUUUCAACGUGCUACUUUAGUGAAUAAUGAAGGUGGAAUUCGCUUUUUUGGCAUUAUACCUGUCAUUUUUGUCUUAGGUGGAUUCUUGCCCCAAUACUAUGAAAUCUUUCGCGACCGUAGAGUCAUUGGUGUCUCACGCGUAUUUUUAGCCAUGGAUUUCUCUGGCUCGAUUUUCUCCAUUCUUGCGCUAGUUUACAGUGCAUCGAUGGACGCUUUAAAUUUAGCUAAUUAUGUAGCCAUCGCCGUCUUGGACGUUGGUAUCUUUAGUCUUUAUUAUAUCUUUGAAUGGUAUCAAGCUAAAUACAAUGAUGAACAUGAAGAAGAAGAAGAAGAAGAAGAGGUGGGAGACAAGGAAAUAGUUAGACAGUUAUCGUAUGACUGUGAAGAUGCUCGUAACACCAAAUCUUUAGCUUGAGUGGCAUAGCCCAUGACCACAUCUUGUAGCCCACUAGACAAAAAAAUCUCCAUUGACCUAAUAGACUUCCCACAACCAUAAUCAUUACAGUAUACACUAAUAAUUCGGAAAAAAAGAAUGCUGCAUAAUAAUACCAUGUAUCACCUAU